AUGUAUGCCAUUUUGGAGGAACUCGCCAAGCUUCGGAGCCAGACCGAACACUUGGCUAGGGAAAAUGAAGAUAUGCAACGCAAACUGGUGGACAAGGAGGCGGAAAUAGCCCAAAUUGCACAAGCGCUUCACCUCGUGCGAGAAAAACUGUCUGUGCAGCAGCCAUUGGUGGAACCAAUUCACCCAAAUCAGGAUCAUCCCGUGGCCGGAGAAGAGUUUCUGGGUCUGUUACGCUCCCUGGCCGUAAAACACUCAUUGGGAGCCUUCACAGACGUAUCGCCUGGCACUCAUCAGACAAAUGUUUCAUCUGGAAACGCGGCCGCCAUGUCGCCAAGUCGUGAACCCGCAUUUGGCGGAAUGAAGACUAACAACGACCCGAAAGCGAACUCUACAAGCAGCGAAAACGCGGAUGAUUUGGAGACCGACGGCGAAUUAGACAAGGAUAGUAUAUCCGACAUAUGCCCAGCAGCCCCCAGGUAUAGGCGACCCCCGAGUGCCCCUUUGGCUCGGGCCGAGACGCCCCUCGGCUCCUUAUACAGUUCCGUUUCAUCCCUCAGAACAGUAGACGAAGUCCAGUUUCGUAGUGGCCUCUCCUCUCUCGAUGCCCAGAUUGCGAAGUUGCGUUUAUCCCUCUCUUCACAGUAG
Messenger RNA from Dibothriocephalus latus, 645 nucleotides. NCBI's taxonomy places the organism in Eukaryota, Metazoa, Platyhelminthes, Cestoda, Diphyllobothriidea, Diphyllobothriidae. The record is from the annotation of a GenBank genome assembly.